AUGGCGCCUAGGAAAAAGAACCCGGCCAUCAAGUCGAGCGGCACCACUUCGUCCAAAGCCUCGCCGCUCCCAGACUGGGUCAAAGGUGGAGGUCCCAAACCACCGCCCUCCUACACUAAAGCCGCCAAACAGCAGCUACAGCAACCACAGCCACAGCCGCCCAAAGAUGGUGCCAGCCCCGGCACUCCAGCAGCGGGCCCUUCUUCCGCGCCAUCGACUGCACCGGGUCAGGGUCAAGGUCAGAGAGAGAUGCUCUUCCCUCCGGGCAGCAAGACGCCGCUCAACAUGCUGUACGAACGCAUCAACAAGCUGCCAGGCUGGGAAAAGCCCAUUGUCGAGCCACGCAGACACAAGGAAGGCUACAGCUGCGCUGUGACGCUAAAGAAAGUCAACAAGAAGGACGCCUCGAAUCCUUUCACCGUCACCUUUGAACCCAAAGAACCCGGUCUCCGCCUCGAAUGCCAGUCCAGCUUGGAAGCCAAACACUGGGGCGCCACUUAUGCGCUAUUUCGUAUCUUCAACCAUCUCUCCCUCAACCUUGCCCUGCCACCGGGGCCCCGGGAGUAUUGGGUAAAGAUGGAGGCGUACAAAAAGACUGCCCCCAGCCACCAGGACUGGAUGUGGGAGUCAGAUCCUUUCGAGGCAGCGGCCAAGAGGGAGGCGGAAAAGGCAAAAAAGGAGCAGGACAAGCAGGCAGCUGCAGACGCCGCAAGCAGAGGCGAAGUUGGCAUCGUUAAUGGCAAGCUCAACGGCACAGGAAAACCGUUGAGCAAAGCAUGGCAGGAAGCCAAAGAGGUUCGUCUGGCAAGUUCGUUGCGGGAAAAGAUCGAGGCUACCAUCCGCAAAGCCAUGAGCAUCUUCCCGUCCGCAAGCACGACGCCACUCGACUUGAUUGAAGAGGACCAGGAUCCCAACAGCACAGCGGCGGCAGAAUCGGUUCCCAAGGUGGAUGCGGCCGGCCUCGAAAGAGAGCUCACUUCGUACGGCUUCCGACGUGGUCAUGCGCGCAGUGCAAUCUCGUGGCUCACCUCGGCACGCACCGCCCUGUCCAAUCCGUCGUCCUCCACGGCAGCAUUACUUGUCGACCCCAUGCUUGCUUCGGCUGCUUCUUUGGCCGAUCGCGAAGCUGCACUCGAGUACCUGAUGCUCUACACUCCCGAAGAGGAUCUUCCGGUCAGGUUCAAGCCGAGCACCUCGUCGGAGAGCUUUGUCACUGCCUCCAAGGCGGGCGCCGGUGGAGAUGCGCUUGCAGUUGGAUGGGCGGUCGACAGGCUGUCCAAGCAGGCCGGUUUUCCGAGGAGAGCGGUCCAAGCUACUUUCAAACGCAUCGCUGCUGCUGAACGUGCACAUCAUGUCGAGCUGCCUCGCACGGCCAAAGAGGGCUUGGCAUUGGAAAUGCUACUCCGGCAGAUGGCUGGAUGGGAUGCUGUCGAACAGGUCGAGGAACAAUGGACGUCAGAUGCUGUUCUAGAAGCCGUCCUCUCCUAUCCGACCCAGAUCGACGAUGCAGACAAGGAAGAGAUCGAGAUGAAGCGCGCUGACGAACGCAUGGCUGUCGAAGCCGUUCUGGGCGAAGAUCGAGUGGUGGUCCCUUCGGAACACGAUCGACUCGGUAUGCACGACUACGACAUUUCUAUCGCGGGACCAGAUACAGCGGCAGGCGGCAAGGAAGACGUGCGACUGCGCAUCUCGUCGCAUCCACACGCGCUCUACCCCCUCGCCCGGGAGAAGUCGGAAACGUAUGCUCUGCCAGCCUUUUGCGUCGUUUCCAAGACGCUGCCGUCGUACCUGAAGCUAGCCCUCACCCAACACUUGCUUCGCGCUUUCCAGGGCGACAACAAGAGACUCGACUGGUUCGAGGCCAUCGAGUCAGGAGAUGGCGGUGUACUGUUGAGCUUGGUCGAAGAGCUCGAGAGCACAUGGUCCAAAGUUGUCGACGACCCGCCUCUGCUCAACAGUGUCAUGCAGCACCUCAUUGCGGCAGAGCAGGCCGACACCAGCGCCGAUGCCACACCAGAGACGUCUCGCGCCGCAACACCCACGGGUCAACGCAAGACAGCCAACGCCAAACGCAGAGGCGGAGGAGGAAAGCCACUGCGACGCGAUGCCGAGAUCGAUGCUCUGCUGCAACGCCAGCAAAAGCAGCUGCGUACCUCGUCAAGCUAUUCCAAAAUGGGAGCCAUCCGUAAGUCUUUGCCUGCUGCAACUGCUGCUGGAGAGAUCUUGGAGCUGAUCCGCACCAAUCGUGUGGUGAUCAUUGCCGGCGAGACGGGAUGUGGUAAGACGACGCAAGUGCCGCAAUUCAUUCUGGACGAAGCGAUCGAGGCCGGUAGCGGCAGCGAGUGCAAUAUCGUCGUUACUCAGCCCCGGCGUGUGAGUGCUAUCGGUGUCGCAUCGCGUGUCGCUGUCGAACGUGGCGAAGAGUUGGACGGCAAAAAGAGGCCCGUAGCGUCGGGAAGCUUGGUUGGUUAUGCGAUCCGUGGAGAGCGCAGAGCAUCGAGAGAAUGCAGGUUGCUCUUCACUACGACGGGUGUUCUACUCCGACGUCUGGGUGCUGGUGGCGACACGGACCUCAAGGGCAUCUCGCACGUUGUGGUGGACGAGGUGCACGAGCGCAACGUCGACUCGGACUUCCUGCUGCUCGAGUUGCGCGAGUUGCUCAAGCGAAACAGUAAGAUCAAGGUGGUGCUGAUGAGUGCCACCAUCAACCAGGAGACAUUUGCGAGUUACUUUGGCAAAGCGCCUUGCAUCUCGAUCCCUGGGCGCACUUUCCCCGUCGAGGACCACUACCUGGAGGACAUCGUACGCGAGAGCGGAUUCCGACCGUCGGGCAACGAGUUCCGAGGCGGGUUCGGCGCACGGGGCGGCAAGCAAAUCGAGGAGGAAAUGGGCCAGCUGCGCACGCAUCUGCAAGCACAGAAUGUCGACGAAGACACGAUGCGCGCGGUGGAGAGCGUCUCUCGAUCUGGUGGAAGGAUCAGCUACGAGUUGAUCGGUGCGGUGGUGCGCUACGUGGUGGAGAGAGCCGAGAACGAAGAGCUGAGUGGAGCAGUGGAUGCCAGCGUGGGCGGAGCCAUCUUGGUCUUCUGCCCUGGUGUAGGCGAGAUUCGACAAGCGAUCGACGCCAUCUCAACAUCGUUGCGUGGACAGAGCAAGGUCGAGAUCCUACCGCUGCAUGCGAACUUGUCUCCGGACGAGCAGCGACGGGUAUUCCACCCUGUUCGAGCUGGCCACCGCAAGAUUGUGGUUUCGACCAACGUGGCGGAAACUUCGAUUACGAUCCCGGAUGUAUCGUACGUGGUGGAUACGGGCCGAGUCAAGGAGACACGCUUCGAGCCAGAAAGCGGGCUGACACGCUUGGUCGAGUGCUGGGCAUCGCGUGCAGCGUGCAAGCAGCGACGUGGUCGUGCUGGCCGUGUUCGCGCGGGAGAGUGCUUCCGACUGUACUCGCGAUUCGUCGACGAAAAGAGGAUGGCGGCGCAGCAGACGCCCGAGAUGCGACGAGUACCGCUGGAAUCGCUGUUCCUCGAGGUCAAGUCGAUGCGCGAGGAUGAAGACGUCAAGGAGUACCUCGGCAAGGCGUUGGACCCACCAAGCCUGGCCUCGAUGGACGCGGCGCUGAGCAACCUGGUGGAAGCGGGUGCGCUGCAAGCGGACAAAGGAUACAAGAGCAGGCUGACGUCGCUGGGUAAGCAUCUGGCGCAGCUGCCUCUGGAUCUGCGGUUGGCCAAGCUGUUGAUCAUGGGAACGAUCUUUGGCUGCUUGGGACCGAUGCUGACGGUGGCGAGCAUCAUGUCCUGCAAGCCGCUGUUUUCCGCACCGUUCGAGAAGAGGGAAGAGGUGAGCAAGGCACGAGGCACCUUUGCAGCCGAAGCUGGAUGCCGAAGCGACCUGCUCGCCGAUGCUGCUGCGUUCGAGCAAUGGCAGACAAUGCGCGUCCAGCGCAAAUCCAACGCAGAGAUCAGGGAAUGGUGCGAGACCAAUUUCAUCUCCCAGUCGACGCUGAGGGACAUCCAAACGAACCGAUUGGAUCUCCUGUCGCAUCUGCAAGAGAUGGGCUUCGUGGCCACGAGCUACAGUCCCUUCGGUGUCUACGAUGACGAAACAUACGACAAGAAUGCACAGCACGCCGGAGUGCUCCGGUCGGUGAUUCUGGCCGGACUGUGGCCAGCAGUGAUUCGAAUCGAUUUGCCGUCGGCCAAGUUUGACCAGUCGUCGAGCGGAACGGUGCAGCGAGAGGCGGAGGCACGCCAGGUGAAGUACUUUGAUCGCAACGGUCGAGUGUUCUUGCAUCCGUCGUCGACGCUGUUCAGCUGCAAGGGAUUCGAAUCGUCGUAUCUGACCACAUUUGCCAAGAGCUCGACGGGAGCAGGAUCGGAUUCCAAGGUCUACUUGCGCGAUGCGACCGAAGUUCCGCUAUUCGGACUGUUGCUCUUUGGAGGCAAGCUCAAGAUCAAUCAUUUUGCGGGUGGAAUCGGGAUUGGUUCGAACGCGGCGGUAGUCGCAGCUGGCAAGGACGAGAACUGGGUUCGACUGCGCGCCAAUGCUCGAAUUGGAGUGUUGUGCGCUCAGUUGAGGCGGCUGUUAGAUGCUGUGCUGGACCACGCCAUUGAUGAGCCUCAGGACAUGUUUGCUGCGCCAGGAUGCCGAGAAGUGUUGCAAGUGAUUGUCCAAGUGCUGCAACGCGAUGGUCUGGCUGCCUAG
Messenger RNA from Sporisorium graminicola, 4704 nucleotides. RefSeq lists its product as uncharacterized. Gene Ontology annotation, molecular function: ATP binding; RNA binding. The record is from RefSeq and is a predicted model, not a curated record. Gene Ontology annotation, cellular component: intracellular anatomical structure. NCBI's taxonomy places the organism in Eukaryota, Fungi, Basidiomycota, Ustilaginomycetes, Ustilaginales, Ustilaginaceae. The coding region runs from base 1 to 4704 and encodes 1567 amino acids. The transcript has a single exon.